GCCCGUCAGCAUCUCCAAGGCAGAGACCGCCGCGGAGCUCAAACCCUCUAUUAACCAUGGAUAUGUGACUUGAGGCAAAACGAACUAUCUUUAUAAGUUUUGUGAUUUUUGUUUCACCGAUUAAUUGUUAGAGGUAGCCUACAUAUUUUGAACAUUAUAAGUGGUCACGGUAAGUAUAGCCUAAAUUCAGUUUACUUUUUCCUGCAAAAAUGACCGCUGUUCUGGAUAGCCUUGGCUCGGAUAUGCAUACAAACCAUAUUACUUCGAGCAGCUUCAGUACCGUUCACAAGUCGCAGGAUUCCCCAACACUGCCGGUGUCAACUGUGACCGACAGCAGCUUCUACAGUAGUGCGCAGACAGGACACUGCACAGGGACAGCGUACGCACAACUGGCAUCUUAUUCCUAUCAUCCUGGUACAGUGGGUAAUGUCCACUACAGCCCCAAAGCUUACGAUUUAGGCUAUGCUUCUUCCUAUGGCGCUUAUGGAACGUAUGGACCCAGUUCUUCACCCACACCAACCGAACCGGAGAAGGAAGAGAGUGAACCGGAGGUACGCAUGGUGAAUGGAAAGCCAAAGAAAGUCCGGAAACCGCGAACCAUCUACUCCAGUUUUCAGCUGGCGGCUCUCCAGCGCAGAUUCCAAAAGACCCAGUAUCUUGCGCUCCCGGAACGCGCGGAACUGGCGGCGUCUAUGGGCCUCACACAGACCCAGGUGAAGAUAUGGUUUCAGAACCGACGCUCAAAAUUCAAAAAGUUGUGGAAAAACGGCGAGAUUCCAGCAGACCAGCAGAUUGUAUCCGGUGACUCUCCUUCUAACACUCCUCCACCACAGGCAGGUUGGGAUUUCCCUCCGAACCAGACAGCGAACGACGGGGACACGGUUUCAGAGCAGCCCGCGGGGCCACCAAACACCACUGCCCCAUCGUUCUUGACAAACUAUUCAUGGUACUCCUCCACGAAUACGGUCACACAUCUACAGCCCAGUACCUUAAUACAACCUCAUCACAGCUCUGCAAUGAGUGCAGGGACCAUAUUCUAACAGAGGACUGAAUACACCUGUUGUAGGAGGAAAUAAUAGGCCUAUCGUGUCACUGGACUUGUAUUUUAGGAGAACAUUAACUUUAAAAUCUAUUUUCAGGCUGGGUUUGCUAAAGAUGUUUGCUGUGGAAUACUUUGGAUGCGCUCGAACAAGCAUAUUAAAUUAUUUUUCUAUUUAUUUAUUUGUUUUCGUUAUAGUACAAUUGAAAAAGGUAAUCAGAUGUUUAUUUCACAUUCCAAGUACAAACGGGUAGCCCUUUUUCGUGUGUUGUACAGAAUAUAGGCCUAUAGGUUUAGUGAUAAAUCUAUUAAAAUGCUUAUACAACCUGCAGUCAUAAUUAAAUGUGCGUUUUACUAUCAAUUAACGUUUCGUUCUUUGAUUAUCGCGUAGGCCUAUGGAUGUUUUCAUUGACCCACGGUUUUUGUCUGUAAAAAUGAUACUU
Messenger RNA from Rhinichthys klamathensis goyatoka, 1482 nucleotides. It is a transcript of the gene dlx2b, whose product is annotated as distal-less homeobox 2b. The transcript is spliced from 3 exons. Gene Ontology annotation, molecular function: RNA polymerase II cis-regulatory region sequence-specific DNA binding; DNA-binding transcription factor activity, RNA polymerase II-specific. Lineage: Eukaryota; Metazoa; Chordata; Actinopteri; Cypriniformes; Leuciscidae. The record is from RefSeq and is a predicted model, not a curated record. Gene Ontology annotation, biological process: embryo development; negative regulation of transcription by RNA polymerase II; cell differentiation. The coding region runs from base 210 to 1040 and encodes 276 amino acids.